AAUUAUUUUCGUCUAUUGAUUACUGUUUUUAUUGGUUGAAAUGGCAAAACACUACGGCCAAUAAACUCGCAGUGGUGGUUCGAAAAGAUGGCUACGUUGCCGUCUCCUACACAGGUAGCUGGUCAGCAUAGUGCCAUAUAUGAAGCCUAUUACAAUGUGGUUGAUCCUAAGGGAGUUGGAAGUAUUGGAGGAAUGGAGGCCGCCAGAUUCUUAAAGCGCUCUGGUCUUAGUGAUGUGAUUUUAUCAAAAAUAUGGGAUCUGUCGGAUCCAGGUGGAAGAGGGUGUCUUGACAAAUCAGGAAUGUUUGUAGCAUUGAAGCUUGUUGCUCUUGUCCAAAAUGGAAAAGACCUCAGUGUAAACAGCAUUCAUCUUGAUGUUUCUCCUCCAAAAAUGGGUGAUAUUCCUCUGCCUAAACCACAAAAGCCUCCACCGCCAUCUGCUACUCCAUUAAUCACUUCACUUCCUCCUACUGCAGUUGACUGGAGUGUAAAAGCAACUGAGAAGGAAAAAUAUGAAAAACUUUUUGAUUCACUGCAACCGAUAAAUGGUCUCCUUGCAGGGAACAAGGUGAAAAAUGUUUUACUGGAGUCAAAAUUACCAUUUGAUACUUUAGGUAAAAUUUGGGACUUGGCAGAUCAAGAUAAAGAUGGUAUGCUUGACCGCUAUGAAUUCAUUGCAGCCAUGCAUUUAGUCUACAAAGCACUGGACAAGUUUGCAAUACCCAAUUCUUUACCAAUUGAACUAAUGCCACCAACAAAAAGAAAAAACUCAGCAUCACCAGCACCACCAAUUCUUAAUCGUGGAAUGGAUGGGGUUAUAACUGAUAAACCGUCUUCCCUUAUUAAUCAGUCUUUAAUCUCCACCGCUCCAGUUAAACCUCCUGCCCCACCAGUGAUCCAACAAACUGUUGUGCCAUGGGUUGUUAAUGUUGAUGAAAAAGCAAAAUCAGACGCUUUGUUCAUCAAAAGCGAUGUUGAUAAAGAUGGAUUUGUAUCCGGACAAGAGAUUAAAGAUGUAUUUUUACAAUCUGGGGUACCACAGGCAAUGUUAGCUCAUAUCUGGGCAUUAUGUGAUAUAAAACAAAGUGGAAAGCUGAAUAAUGAGCAAUUUGCUCUUGCCAUGUGGUUUGUAGCGAGGUGCCUAAAAGGCAUCGAUCCACCGACCACACUAACACCAGAAAUGGUUCCACCAAGUUUCAGAUCUUUGAAGGCUGAUGGACUAGUGGAAAAUAAUAAUACCAAAUAUUCCAAUCCAGAAUUAGAAAUGAUCAGUAAGGAUAUAGAACAGUUGAGUAAAGAACGUUUGGGCUUGGAAGCGGAAAUAACUCAGAAGGAGGCAGAUAUUCGAAUAAAGAAGAGUGAAAUAACAAGUUUGCAGAGUGAGCUGGACACAUUAGCAGCAACUUUGAAGCAAUUAGAAAAUCAGAAAGGUGAAGCACAGAAAAGACUGAAUGAUCUCAAGGCACAGAGUUCAGAGAAUGACAUUCAGUUAGAAGAGUUUACACAAGAAAUCGAGGAGAAGGAGAUGAGUGUAGAUAAAUUGAGGACACAAGCUUCUGAGCAAGCUGCAUUAGUGUCAGCACAAGAAUCUGAAUUGAAUAGUAAGAAACAACAGCUAGAGGGUUUGAAACAAGAAGAAGAGCGUUUGGAAAAUGAACUGACGGAAGCUACUAAAACUUUGGAUAAUUUAACCACAUCAAUGCAGGACUCUCAGUUGAAUAUUAGUCAGGCUAAAGCUCUUCAGACUCAAUUGGAGGAGCAGACAAGACAACUAACAGACGCCAUCAAGUCAUGUGAGGCUGCUAUAAAUGCUAAUGAUGCUUCUCAAGUUCCAGAUACCACACUCAGAAUUAAUCCAGAUUUCAGAAAUUCCAGAGAAUCCAAUCUAAGGUUGAUGAAUGGUCCGAAUGGGGAGCAUAGUAUCAACGAUACUCACAAUGACCCUUUCUCGGAAAAAAGUAGAAGAACUUCAGGAUUCGAAAAAGAUCCUUUCAAUAAUGAUCCAUUCAAUAAUUCAAAAUCUUUCACCUCAUCAGAUGCCUUCAGUGCUGCUUUUGGAUCUUCAGUACAGGAAAGUUUCUCCUCAGAUCCGUUUGGAGAAAAUGAAAAACCAUAUUCUUUCGAUGCAUUCAGGGAUUCAAAGAAAAAUUCUGAUGUAACUUCUCAUUCCCAAAUGGAAAGUUUCUCCUCAGAUCCGUUUGGAGAAAAUGAAAAACAAGAUCCUUUCGAUGCAUUCAGGGAUUCAAGGAAAAAUUCUGAUGCUACUUCUCAUACCCAAGAGCCUGAUAAAGAUCCAUUUGGUUGUGAUCCCUUUGCCAUUCUUCAUGCACCUACAAGAGAUGGUUCGAUUCCGACAAGGCCAACUAGUCCUAGUCCAGCUCUGCCCCCCAAAAAGAGUAAGCAACCACCUCCAAGACCGGCGCCGCCUAGACCGCAGCCUCCUAAAAAAUCGUCACAAAAUGAUCCAUUCGGAGGGGACUCUUUUGGGUCAAGCGGUAGUGGUUUUGCUGAUUUUUCAGAUUUUGAUUCUAAGUGCCUGCACUAUAGUUUCCCCAAGGAAAGGUCCUUGUCUCCUGAUCCUUUCACAUCCUAUAGAAUCCCAUAUUGUCAAUCAAGAAUGUUUUUCCUGCAAAAAUGUUCCCCGGUGUAUUAUAACUAUAUUUUGUUUUCCAAUAAGACAUCACCAUCCAGCAAGACGAGUCAGGUAGCCGUAGAAAAACCAUCCAAAGAACUAGAAUUCGUUGAUGACCCCUUCAGAGACUACCGGUACGAAGACCCAUUCAAUAUAUCGUUUGAAGAAGAUGAAUCCCCGGAUAGUUCUAAGAAAUCGAAAAGUGUUGAUGCUUUCAAUACCCCAAAAAGUAAUAAUGGCAAUAGCGUUGAUGCUUUCAAUACUCCCGAAAAAAAUAGUGUUAAUAGUUGGGAUAAUGAAGAAAUCAAUAGAAAUAAGAAGGACUUUGAAAUGGAUAAAUUUGACCCCUUCGGUUUGGAUGGUCGACAAUCUGUACCACUUCCGUCUAAUGAUUUAUUUAAUAAUAAUAGCGGCAGGGCUUCGGCCCCUAUACAAUCUAAGGUGCUUACUGAGGAUCAGCAGCUUGCUUGGGCAGCUGCAGAAAGUCUCAGAUUGGAAAAAGAAAGACAACAAAGACUUUUACAAGAGGAGGCUGAUUUGAAAUUGGCCUUAACCUUAAGCCAGUCAGAUGUUCAAAAAUAAUUGUUUCCAAUUAUUAUGUCCAUUUCUCCUUAAGAAUUUCUAGCAUAUAUAAAUAAGCUGAAUUACAAGUCUAUUAUAUCUGAUGCCAACAUUAGAGACACAAGUUUUUCUUUGAUGUUUGAGAAGUAAAAUUUCCCAAAAUUAUUCAGGUGUAUUUUGUCGUGAACAUAUUUCCUCAUAUCAAAUGCAUUUUGAAAAUGUAUUAGUAUUUAUUCAAUACAAAAAAAAAACAAUUUUUUGGAAGAAAUCCUAUAUUCUAAUAGUUUUUGUCUUCGAUGUUGGCCUCAUUGGUGUUCAAACACAUAUCAUUUAACUCAAAAGUAAUAUUAAUUUUGCAGUGUACCUGGCAAAUGUUACGUUCAGAUAUUGUAUAGAACUUUAUGCUUGAAUCAAUAAUUUAUCAAGUGCUUGAUAUUUUUAUGAAUGUUGCACAUUUCAAAAUUUAAAAUAUAGUUAACCUCAACAUGUCAUGAUGUGUAUCUUAUUUAUUAUUGGAUUGAUAAAUUCAAAAUUUCGUUCAAUAAAUUAUAUUUUUAUGAGAAUGGUUUCGUAUGAAUCUAAAAUGAUUUGUUCCAAUUGUUUCUUGUUAUGUAUAGCACAAAAUUUGGCUGUAGGAUCACUAUAAAAAAUAGGUUGAUUCAUUUUUAGUGUUUUUAUUGAACGUCUGAUGUUAGCAAUAUUAAUGAAAGUGCGUAACAUUGAAUGACUCAGUUUUUUUUUAUGUUGUUGAACUCAUUUGAUGUGAUUAUUAUUGUCAUGAAAGACCAUUCAUUAUCAGUAUUUGUAUGAUAUAUCUUAUUCAUGUUAACAUUUUGAUUAUUCCAUAGAUUUUUCAGUCAUGUAUAUAUGUUUUCAUUAUUUAAGAAUAUUUACAAUUUA
Molecule: messenger RNA, 4092 nt
Organism: Harmonia axyridis
Lineage: Eukaryota; Metazoa; Arthropoda; Insecta; Coleoptera; Coccinellidae
Gene: Eps-15
Product: epidermal growth factor receptor substrate 15-like 1
Exons: 19
Coding region: 88-3213 (1041 amino acids)
Biological process (GO): endosomal transport; endocytosis
Cellular component (GO): clathrin coat of coated pit; cytoplasm; plasma membrane
Molecular function (GO): cadherin binding; calcium ion binding
Source: RefSeq, a predicted model, not a curated record